AUGGAUUAUUUUAAGAAAGCUCUGUGGGGGCCCGAUGAGAAGGAGCAACAUCGGAAGAUAAAAGGUAUUUUAAGAAAGAAUGGUAGAAGUGUAGAUAGGUCAUUAAAUGAACUGAGCCAGCUGCAAAAUAAAUCCAAACAAUUAAUCAGGAGAGCAGCUAAGAAAAAUGAUAUAAAGACUGUGAAAAUAUUUGCAAAGGAAUUAUAUGGGAUCAAUAAGCAAUACUCCAGAUUAUAUACGUCAAAGGCUCAAUUGGAAUCUGUUGGAAUGAAAAUAGAAGAAGCGUACAAGAUGAAAACGUUGACUACACAGAUGGCUAACAAUACAGAUUUAAUGAGAGAGGUCAAUUCGUUGGUACGAUUACCUCAAAUACGGAACACUAUGGUUGAAUUGGAGAAAGAGUUGAUGAAAUCGGGAAUCAUUACAGAGAUGAUCGACGACACUAUGGAGUCCAUAGAUGAAGACGAAGAAUUGGAUGAGGAAGUCAAUGAAGAAGUCAAUAAGAUUGUAGAGCAGUACACAACGCAAAAAUUUGCUGCUGUUGAUGAAAUUCCAACUACUACACCGGAAUUACCAGAGCCUGUUGCCAACGAAACGGAACAAGAGGUUUCCGAGGAGAAUAUCGAUGAGGAAGCAGAUAAGAUGUUGAGUGACAUGAAGGAAAGAUUGAGGGCAUUGCAAAGUUAA
Maudiozyma barnettii is the source of this 687-nucleotide messenger RNA. RefSeq names its product ESCRT-III subunit protein VPS24 (gene VPS24). The transcript has a single exon. The record is from RefSeq and is a predicted model, not a curated record. Gene Ontology annotation, biological process: late endosome to vacuole transport; protein transport; endosome transport via multivesicular body sorting pathway. Bases 1 to 687 code for a protein of 228 amino acids. Gene Ontology annotation, cellular component: ESCRT III complex; multivesicular body. NCBI's taxonomy places the organism in Eukaryota, Fungi, Ascomycota, Saccharomycetes, Saccharomycetales, Saccharomycetaceae.